This is a messenger RNA of Dioscorea cayenensis subsp. rotundata (Guinea yam), 781 nucleotides long. RefSeq names its product late embryogenesis abundant protein At3g53040. NCBI's taxonomy places the organism in Eukaryota, Viridiplantae, Streptophyta, Magnoliopsida, Dioscoreales, Dioscoreaceae. The coding region runs from base 19 to 648 and encodes 209 amino acids. The transcript has 2 exons. The record is from RefSeq and is a predicted model, not a curated record.
UGCAUUAAUUAAUUAACCAUGGCAGCCAUAUUGUUUGGAGCUCGAAGCACCAUACUCAAGACCAAUGUCACCAAGUCCCUCCCCCCUCUCCGUCCUAAGGCCAACAAGCUCUGUUUCCCAGCUGCCUCCAAAUCCUCCAAGGCCAGGGAUGGUGGCACUUCCUCGUCUUCGGAUGAUGAGAGAGAGUUAAGAGACAAGACGAAGGAAGCAGCAGAGAGGACCAAAGAGAAGGCUAAAGAAGGAGUUCAGAAAGCUGAGGAAACGUCCGAAAUGGCCAAAGAGAACACCAGAGAGAAGCUGGACAAGGCCAAGGAGGGAACAAAGUCCAUGGGAGAGAAGGCCGAGGAGAAGGUAAAAGAAGGAGCGAAGAAGGCCCAAGAAGGAGCAGAGACUGCCAAGGAGAAGACCAAAGAAGGAACGAGCAAGGUGACCGAGACUGCCCAGAACUUGGGAGAGAAGGCCAAGCAGACUGUGCAAGGAGCUUGGGGAGCAGCCAAGGAAACCACGCACAAGAUCAAGGAGACGGUGGUGGGGAAGGCGGAGGAUGAUCUUAAUGCUGCUGCUGCUGCUGAUGCAAAGAGGGAGGCUGAUCUCAAGGCUGAGGCUAAGAGACGCGCCAGAGAGGCCACUACUAAGGAUGAUUUCUGAGUUUUUUUUUCCCCACUUUUUUACAAUAAUCUUUUCCUUGAAAUGCCUAAAGCACUGUGCCGCUAAUAUGUUAUCAUUUACCCCAAAAAUAUAUAUCAAUAUAUAUAUAUAUAUAUAUAUGGCUAAACAUCAU